UUUAUUACCGGAAUCGCGAUAUAGAUGCCAGGCGGUAAUAAUUGGGAUUUAUAGACUGAGUGCUCCGCUUAAAAUCCGGACAGUUAGCGUGUGGCUAACAAGUUUGAUUUUAAGGAUGAAGACAGGCAGCAGCAGCAGCAGCAGCAGCAGCAGCAUCAUGGACAUGUUUGAACAGGGGAAAGUGCUGAAGGUCUGCGCCCCUAUGGUCCGAUAUUCAAAGUUGGCGUUCAGGUCUCUGGUCAGGAAGUACAACUGUGACAUCUGCUUCACCCCGAUGAUAGUUGCAACUGACUUCUUGCGAUCCGUCAAAGCCAGAGACAGCGAGUUCACCACCAAUGCACGCGAUCGGCCCCUCAUUGUGCAGUUUGCUGCUCAUGAUGCCCAGACCCUGGCUGAUGCGGCUUGUGCGGUGGCACCUUUCUCCGAUGGAGUUGACCUCAACUGUGGCUGUCCUCAGAGAUGGGCUAUGUCAGCUGGUUAUGGUGCAUGCCUCAUUAACAAGCCUGAACUUGUUAAGGACAUGGUGAGACAUGUCAGGAACCAAGUGGACAACCCAAACUACACAGCGUCCAUCAAAAUAAGGAUCCACAAGGACUUGAGGAGGACGGUGGAUCUGUGUCAGAAAGCCGAAUCAGCCGGUGUCUCCUGGAUAACAGUCCAUGGCCGUACAUCGGAGGAACGCCACCAGCCAGUCCACUAUGAUGCCAUAAAGACAAUCAAGGAGAGUGUAUCUGUUCCUGUGAUCGCCAAUGGAGACAUAAAGUACCUCCGUGACGUGGAGUCGACUCACCAGCUUACUGGUGUGGAUGGCGUGAAAACAAAGAUGACUCUACAGUGGACUGCUGUGGCGCUCUUCCUUUAUGCAGAGAUUGGCGUCAUUCUCAUCCUCUGCUUACCUUUCAUCUCGGCCAGAAGAUGGAAGAGUAUUUUCCAGCUGAGAAUUUGGAGCUGGAUGGCGAAAUUCUGGAACAAAGUUUUUCUCACCAUGAUCAUAGUCCUUAUUGUUCUCUUUCUUGAUGCUGUUCGUGAGGUCCGGAAAUAUUCAAACAAAGAAAUCGGCACAGACGCCAAGGUGCAGCCCAACAUGUUUGACCACCUGCACAUGAAGCUUUUUCGGGCUCAGAGGAACCUCUACAUCUCUGGUUUCGCAGUCUUCCUCUGGCUGGUUAUGAAGCGGUUGAUCACUUUAAUCAACCAGUUGGCGGCCGUGUCUGGGACUACAGCUGCUCUCCAGGCGCAGGCCGAUGACGCUAAUAAAGCAGCAGAGAAGUACAUGAAGGACAACGAGCAGCUGAAACAGACCCUGAUGCAAGGGCAGGGCGAUAAGGCAACCGCAGAGGGCAUGGAGCUGCUGAGGAAGGAAGUGGGGAAGCUAAAAGAUGAGCUGAAGUCCUCUGGUGAUGCAUUGAAGAAAUCUCAGUCAGAUGCAGAGGGAUUGAAGAAGCAGAUGGAGGGACUUGGCCGGGAGUACGAGCGGCUGCUGAAGGAACAUCAGGAGCUCCAGAAUCAGCACGAUAACGUGAACAAAAAGGACGACUAGUGGAGAUGGUUAAAUCAUCAAGAAAGCCACUGCAACAUAUCGCAUCAUUCUGAAACUCUGUCAUUGUGUAUAAAUUCGUAACGCUGAAUUGAAUUCUCAGAAGAGCAGACCUUAGCAAGUUGGGGUGGACAUUUGUUUUGUAUUUGAAUGACGAUUGGUUUCUAUUUCCUCUCACUGUAGUGUAACGGAAAAUUUCAGCUGAGAGCAAUCAGCAGCCGUCUGCAGGGUGGGUGGUGAUUAUAUGAUCACAGGUCACAUGGCGAGUUAAAUUAAUGUGCGCUGUCUAGUUCGAGUUGUUAAUUCAAGCUUUUUAAAACAGAUUAGCGUGCAGAAGCUGCUAAAAGCUAAAGACACCCGUCGCUGUUGUCAACGCUGAUAAAUGAAUGUUUGUGUUUAAGGUUUGUUUUUCUCACUAUGUUGCCGCCUUCUCACCUCCACGCAAACGCAGGACAAGUCUGCUUGUAAGCUUUCCACUUAGACGAGGCGUCUACACAGUUCUGCUGGAUUUCAGCCAACGUUCUCUCCCAAAUCGUUAGUCCCAAUUCUGCCAAGUUGUCUGGCGUAAAACACACCCUCCCUUUAUUUAUGUUUUUUUUUUUUUUUUUUGCUGUAAUCCGUUAAUGCUGAUGAAAUUCUCUCACAUAUAAACAGUCUUGUGUGGAUGAAAUGUGACCCUUUAAAAUUCUUAGCGUUUAAGUAUAAGACUUAAUAGACAUUUUAAUGUGUUACAGAAUGGGGUCCAGUGACUUCUAUAAUUGUUGCACUGCAUUUCACAUUUAUGUUUUACAAAACGGGAAUGUAUGAUUGUUUUAUUAAGUAUAUCUUUCCUUUAUGUUGGUUAAGAUGUGUCACUGUGUUUGAAAGUUUCUAGUUCUCUAUGCUAAAGUAGUUAUUUUAGGGAUUCACAACAUGGAUUGUAUGAUCUGUUCAGGUUUGUUUUUGUACAAAGAAAUCCGAUUGAAGUGCCUUUUUAGCUGGCCGUUAAUAAAAGUAGGUUUGGUUAUCCAACACUUUGGUUGGUUUCCAUCAUUGACAAAUACCAUCAAAACCAUCAUGGGAUUUUUCAUAGUAAAUGUUUAUUUUUGAUCAACAUUUGAUAUCUUUUCACAUUUUACAAAAAUAAUCCAGGAAAUGUAUUUACAAUCUGGUUACUUUAAUGCAGCUGAAUGCCUUUUACAUUAUUGAUGUUCCUUCCUAUAUGCGUCUCCGCUCUGCAUCUGUCUCACCAUGCCUGAAACUGACCCUGAAUAACCAACAGACAACUUGGGCGAAAAACACACUUUAAACACACAAAAGAGUAAAAUUAAACAAUUUUCUGAAGGAUAGAUUUUUUUGAGACAUCACUGAAAACCUUUUGAAUGAUUGAGAUUGUGUGAUGAGGAUUAUAACCCAUACUUUCAGAUCUUAAAUCUAUUACUUUGUAAACAGUGGCUGGUAAAAAAUAAUUGAUACUCUUACGUUACAGUGAUAAACAUCUGAACAUUGACCUUGCAAAACAGCACUGUAGCAUCUGAUUUGGUAAUUUAAUCACUCAAAAUGUUCCCCAUCGUGCAUAAGACUGUUGAACACAGAUCAAACCUGCCUACAGCAUUUAACCUUUAUGCAGAAAUGAA
Messenger RNA from Fundulus heteroclitus (mummichog), 3153 nucleotides. RefSeq names its product B cell receptor associated protein 29. The record is from RefSeq and is a predicted model, not a curated record. The transcript has 13 exons. Lineage: Eukaryota; Metazoa; Chordata; Actinopteri; Cyprinodontiformes; Fundulidae. The coding region runs from base 116 to 1540 and encodes 474 amino acids. Gene Ontology annotation, biological process: tRNA processing. Gene Ontology annotation, molecular function: tRNA dihydrouridine synthase activity; flavin adenine dinucleotide binding.